Messenger RNA from Austrofundulus limnaeus, 2006 nucleotides. It is a transcript of the gene lbx1a, whose product is annotated as ladybird homeobox 1a. Gene Ontology annotation, biological process: regulation of transcription by RNA polymerase II. Gene Ontology annotation, cellular component: nucleus. The record is from RefSeq and is a predicted model, not a curated record. The transcript is spliced from 2 exons. Gene Ontology annotation, molecular function: DNA-binding transcription factor activity, RNA polymerase II-specific; sequence-specific double-stranded DNA binding. The coding region runs from base 371 to 1186 and encodes 271 amino acids. Lineage: Eukaryota; Metazoa; Chordata; Actinopteri; Cyprinodontiformes; Rivulidae.
GCAAAAAAAGCCCAGCUCUGGACUGCAACAUAGUCAAAGAGUGAAAGGGAAGAGGGCGAAAGUGCCACUGGAGAUAAUUGAUUAGCUACCAAUCAAUGAUAACUUGUUAGUAAUCGUCAACUGUUUGGAGCUCGCCAUUUUCAGGGAGGCUUCUCACUCCUGCGGACCCGCUGCUCACUUGGAGCGCACCCCCACCCGGAAUAAGAUCUGUUUCUCCCCUCGUUGCCUUGAUUUUUUUCCCAAACUGUUAUGACUUUCUCCCCACCACCACCACCUUCCUCAUAGCCUCGUUCGUUUCCACCCGGGUUGUAUUUUCACCCCCCCUCCACAAAACCAAGUCAGACGCAAAACUCUUCCUCCGCGCGGAGACAUGACAUCCAAAGAAGUGGCCAAAUGUGACGCAGCGGAGAGCAGGAGGCGAAGCCCGCUGGACCACUUGCCGCCUCCCGCCAACUCCAACAAGCCGCUGACGCCCUUCAGCAUCGAUGACAUCCUCAACAAGCCGUCCGUGAAGCGCAGCUACACGAUCUGCGGCACGGCGCACAUCAUCUCCUCCUCUGAGAAGCACCGGCCGUCCAGCCUGCCCCUGUCCAGCCGCGCGCUGCUCACCCAAACCUCGCCUCUGUGCGCGCUGGAGGAGCUGGCCAGCAAGACCUUCAAAGGGCUGGAAGUCAGCGUCCUGCAAGCAGCUGAAGGCCGAGAUGGGAUGACUCUGUUCGGCCAAAGAACCACCCCAAAGAAGCGCCGGAAGUCCCGGACGGCCUUCACCAACCACCAGAUCUACGAGCUGGAGAAGCGCUUCUUGUACCAGAAGUACCUGUCCCCCGCCGACCGAGACCAGAUCGCGCAGCAGCUGGGCCUGACGAACGCGCAGGUCAUCACGUGGUUCCAGAACCGCCGGGCCAAGCUAAAACGGGACCUGGAGGAGAUGAAGGCCGACGUGGAGUCGGCCAAGGCCAUCGGCCAGGUCCCGCUGGACAAGCUCGCCAAGCUGGCGGACCUGGAGAAAUGCGCCAACGGCACGCUGGGCCACCCGCGAGCCGAGUCCCCCGCGCUGGGUGGAGGCCCACAGGAGCACGAGCUCGCGCAGAAACUGCGGACGUCGCCGCUGUCCCCCUUCUCAGACCACACAACAAGUAAAGAGUGCUCGGAGGAUGAGGACGUUGAGAUUGAUGUGGACGACUGAUGGCGCGCGCGCGCGCGGAGAGACGAUCCGACUCCAACAGAGGACUUGUAUAAACUUACUGCUUAUAUUGUAAACCACAUCUCAGAACGUGUACCAAAAUUAAAAAGACUUUUCUAUCGGCACAGAUCGGCCUGUUCAUAGUGAAGCAUGAACGCAGAACAAGAGAUAUGCAGAGAUAUUUUACAAAAAAAAAAAUGUAUCCACGAGCGAAAUGUUUCUCCUUCCGAUCAAAGCAAUAUGAGCUGAUGGUAUUAUUUUUUUACAGGACAAACACGACAUAGAGAGGCUCUUAGACGUGCACGCGCACACACCCGCUCUGUUUCCUGUAAGGCCUGUCUGCGCGCGCACAUACACCGCUCCGGUUUCUCUAUUUGUUUGCAUGGAAAUGCAUGAUUUGAUUUGUGAUCAUUAUAUUUAUUUUUACCCUUUUUAUAUUUAACUUAAUUGCUUUAUUUUUUGUUUAUUUCUCUGAGCCAAAUCUUUGUCACUGCCGGCUCUUCCUCCUCCUCCUCCUCCCGGUCACGGUGCGUCAUGGCUCGGAUCGGAGAGGCCAAACUCGGACACUCAGUUAUGCGUUGGAAUGCUCCAUGCCGAGAAGAGAAAAAGAAAGAAAGAGAGAAAAAAAAGAUCAAACAGCGGUGAUUUUGACAAGCUACUUUUUAGAUUCUCUGUUUGGAUACGAUAGAUUUACAGUUCCUAUAAAUUUGUUAUGUUUUGUACACCUGGAAGUGCCUUUCUAAAAUCAGGACAUGAUCUGAAAACCAAUGCACAGACUGUAUUGUAUAUAGGCUACUAUGGGAAUAAAAACUGCUUUUCUGAA